Molecule: messenger RNA, 1650 nt
Organism: Exophiala spinifera
Lineage: Eukaryota; Fungi; Ascomycota; Eurotiomycetes; Chaetothyriales; Herpotrichiellaceae
Product: inosine-5'-monophosphate dehydrogenase
Exons: 3
Coding region: 1-1650 (549 amino acids)
Biological process (GO): GTP biosynthetic process
Cellular component (GO): cytoplasm
Molecular function (GO): IMP dehydrogenase activity
Source: RefSeq, a predicted model, not a curated record
AUGCCCAUCGCCAAUGGAGACGCUGCCAGCAAUGGCGUCCCUCUCAACCGAGACGUCGAGAAGUUGGACUGGCGAAAAGCCCUCCAAGUACUCGAGGAGUACGAGACUCGGGAUGGUCUUGAUGUCCACACCCUGCUCGACGCGAAGAAGAACGGUGCUCUGACAUACAACGACUUCCUCGUCCAGCCAGGAUAUAUUGGUUUUGCUGCCUCCGAAGUGUCUCUCGACUCUCCGGUCACGAAACGAAUUUCUCUCAAGACGCCGCUCCUCUCCUCCCCCAUGGAUACCGUCACAGAAGAAAACAUGGCUAUUCAUAUGGCCUUGUUGGGUGGCUUAGGUGUCAUCCACCAUAAUUGUUCUGCGGAAGAUCAAGCAGACAUGGUCCGAAAGGUCAAGAGAUACGAAAAUGGCUUCAUUUCCGAGCCUAUCGUCCUCUCUCCGAAAACUACUGUCGCUGAGGCCAGAGAACUGAAAGAAAAAUGGGGGUUUGGCGGAUUCCCAGUCACCGAAACCGGCGAACUCAAGUCCAAGUUGAUUGGCAUUGUCACAACUCGAGAUAUCCAAUUCCAUCCCCAGCCAGAAGAUCUAGUCACCGAGGUCAUGUCGAAAGACCUGAUCACCGCUCCAGCAGGAACCACCCUCCUAGAGGCCAACGAAUUACUGCGCAAAUCCCGAAAGGGCAAGUUGCCAAUGGUCGACAAGGACGGUAACUUGGUUUCUCUGCUCUCGCGCUCCGAUCUCUUGAAGAACCUCAACUACCCUCUUGCCUCAAAACUACCCCACUCCAAGCAACUGAUUGCUGCCGCUGCUAUUGGUACCCGACCAGACGAUAAGAACAGACUUCAAAAGCUGGUGGAGGCUGGCCUCGACAUUGUCAUUCUUGACAGCAGCCAGGGUAACAGCGUCUACCAGAUCGAAAUGGUCAAAUACAUCAAGGAAACUUACCCUGAACUCGACGUCAUUGCUGGAAACGUGGUGACGCGAGAACAAGCUGCAAACCUGAUUGCUGCAGGUGCCGAUGGCCUGAGAAUUGGCAUGGGUAGCGGCAGCGCCUGCAUCACACAGGAGGUCAUGGCUGUGGGCCGUCCUCAAGCCGCAGCAGUCUUCUCCGUCUCAUCAUUUGCAGCAAGAUUUGGGGUUCCUUGCAUUGCCGAUGGUGGCAUCCAGAACGUGGGCCACAUCGUCAAAGGUCUUGCUAUGGGAGCCUCAACUGUUAUGAUGGGUGGUCUCCUUGCAGGCACCACCGAGUCUCCGGGAACCUCCUUUCUCAAUCGUGAAGGAAAGCUCGUCAAGGCUUACCGAGGUAUGGGCAGCAUCGACGCCAUGGAGGACAAGAAAGCCGGGGGCGGCGGCAAGGAUUCCAAGGCCAGCAACGCCGGCACUGCCAGAUAUUUCUCUGAGGGUGAUAGAUUGCUGGUCGCCCAAGGUGUCUCAGGCUCCGUCCUCGAUCGAGGCUCAGUCACCAAAUUUGUACCAUAUCUCAUCGCUGGUCUGCAGCACUCGCUGCAGGACAUCGGCUGCAAGAGUCUCGUCGAGCUGCGAGAGGACGUUAGCAGAGGCAAGGUUCGAUUUGAACUCCGCAGCGUCAGUGCUCAGGCUGAAGGCAAUGUGCACGGCCUGGACAGCUUCGACAAGAAGCUCUACUCCUAG